Molecule: messenger RNA, 2867 nt
Organism: Seminavis robusta
Lineage: Eukaryota; Bacillariophyta; Bacillariophyceae; Naviculales; Naviculaceae
Source: the annotation of a GenBank genome assembly
UGGACAUCGACAUUGAACUGUUAGAUGUUAGAGACACCAGGAACCAGGAAGCUUUGAGAAUCAGCAGAUUUACCCGUAAAAUACUAGUAGUGCAACCUUUAAGAAACCCAGUCACAAGGGCAGCAGCAAAAGCAGCAAUACCGGCGGUAACCGACACACCGACACAACAACCACGAGAUCGAAAGAGGUCGAAGAGAGAAAUCAGAUUGCAAAAGAAGAAGGCUGCUAGCUAGCUAUUAAUAGCUAAAUACUUGUAGUAUUGCUCGACGCUCCCUUAUCCUGUUGCUGCCAUUACGGUUAACUAAGAGAGUCGAUUCAUUCCAAUCAUUCAUUCCAUCUGGAGGAGGUAUCAGGACGAUGACAACAUUCGCAGAAAGUGGUAGAACCAACUACGGUGAAACUGCCGUGUUAUCGUCGAGCGAUCUGGUGAAUGGGGGUAGCAACCACAACAGGGGGGUUACUUCCAUUGAGGACUCCAGUACUAAUAGCAGUGUGGAUACCCCUCUGCAAGGAGCGGACCGACAGCAGUCUGAAGACGAAGAAACGGCACCCCCAGAACCAGGCAAAGACAAGCCCGCAGCAGCGACCGCCCCGAUUCCUGGUUCGGCUACUUGGUCGGCCACAUCGGAUGCAAUCAACAGCUCCGCCAAGGCUACCGCAGAUAGGAAUUACGCCACGAUACCUGGAGCAGCCUCGAUACCCGGAGCAGCAUCGGUACCCGGCGCCGUUGCGGCAUCUCCGUGUACCUCCAAGAAGGAGAAUCCCAAGAUAAUUGUCAAACUGGAUACCAGUAGUAGCAAAGAACUGGAUACUAGUAGCAAAGAGCUGGCUCCGGGUCGGAAUGGAAGCCUAGGAGAUAAGAUACCUCCUCCACGCGCUGCCGUGCUUGGGAGACCAGUUCGAACACUGGGAGGGAUGACGGAAGAGCAAGUGGGAAUGGACUACAGUGCUGCUACAACGACGGAAGAAACAAUGUCCAGUCAAUCUGUUGAAGUCGACGUCGAAUCCGGCAUUGUGGCUUCCACUCCCUAUCCACCAGAACGUCUGUCUGAAGAGCAAUCGCAACAACCAGAGGCUGCUCCCGACGCAACAACCGCCCUAGAAAAUAAUAGUGAACGGGGACCAGAACCAUUGGAGUUAAUACCCCCUGCCGAGGACCAGUCAGCCACCCUCGACGUUUUUGACGACGAAGAAGAAGAGAGUCCUCGUGCAGAAGAAGGUGAAACGGACGAAGAAAAUCCACCAGAACCCGUCGCGUUGGCAGACGAUAAUGGCUCGGAAUCACUGAGAUCAUCAGCACAGGACACCACCAGUCCUUCUCCGCCCGCGGCGUUGGCACCUCCCGUCGAAGAAAAUCCACAAAACAAUAGCAGCAAUAAUUUCGGCGGUCAUCAGGAACAGCAACGGCGAAAUGGUCAAGAUCCAUUGCCUCUGGCGGUCCCCGUUCCAGAACCACCCUCCUUGAGACAUGGUACGUCCUACGGAUCCUAUGGAGGAUCCACCGUAAUGUCGCAGGGAGUAGUGCAGGCACAACCCUUGGAAGAUUGGACCGAAGAAAAAGAACGCAAAAGGUGUUGCUGUACAUCCACCAAUGGACGCGGAUGGCUUAGCCCUACCCAGUGGGCUGUGGGAGCGCUACUGUUGGUGAUUCUCAUUGUGGUGGGUGUCGUGAUUGGCGUCACACAGGCCAAAGAUAGUGGCGACAACACAGACGAUCCUUCGUAUGGUGGUGGUGUCAACAAUUCCACCAACAAUCUAGAGAAUAACGCCACCGAGAUCGUUGAGACGACACGGGCACCGACGAACCAAGAGAAUACGGCGGGCAGCCCUCCCCUCACAGACUGUCGAAAGUAUCCGUCCUUCACCGAUCAGCUUCAUUUCCUGACACUGCAGGCACUCGAUGAUCGAUGCAGUCCACAAUCCAGAGCCAACACCUGGAUGAUGGAAGAUCCAAAUCGCGAGACCUACAAGUUUGAAAGACAGCUGCAACGUUUCUCAUUGGCCACCUUGUAUUAUUCAACGUCGGGAGAAGCAUGGAAGCAGAAUGAUCUGUGGCUCGAUUAUGAACAAGAUGAAUGCCAGUGGUACAAUCAGGUGGACGAGGAAGCGGAAGGACCCAUUUGCAAUGAAGAGUCGCAUAUCAUCAAGCUCAAUUUGGCCCGAAAUGACUUGAAGGGAGUCUUGCCGGUGGAAUUGUUCUUCUUUCCGGCCCUCGCAUCUUUGGAUUUGUCACACAAUGGUCUUUAUGGGACAGCCCCGACCAUGUUUGCGGGCGCAAGAUAUCUGCAACGACUGGUACUGUCAUCGAACAGUCUCACCGGUCAAUUUACUGCGGAAUUGGGUUUCGUUGCCUCCAAGCUGUCCAUCUUGCACAACGAUGAUAAUCUAUUCACGGGUGCCGUGCCUGGUCUUUUGCGGCUAUUGCCAAAUCUCCAUGAUCUGAAUAUUACAGGGAAUCAGUACACUGGUGCGAUACCCAACACCCUGGUGCAGCUGAGCAACACUCUGACCAAUCUCGAAGUGGCGGCGAAUUCGAUCUCUGGCGUGAUUCCAGCAGAACUAGGAAUGACGACCCACUUGCAACGAUUGGAUGUUGGAAGGAAUGAGGCCUUGGAAGGCACUCUCCCGACGGAAUUUGCAGCACUGAAAAACUUGACCUCUUUGAAUAUUGCAGGCACAAGUGUCUCCGGAUCACCUCCAGAUGAACUCUGUGCACUGCAACAGCAAGGACAAUUGGAUCUCCAAGCAGACUGUGGCGGAGAGUUUCAAUGCUGCAGCGUAUAGAAUGACUACACGGCCGGACAACUGUAGAAACUAAAAAGAAUCUUGUCAAAUUAUUUAAUGAUUCAUUAUGCAUUCUUCCAAUU